This is a messenger RNA of Toxorhynchites rutilus septentrionalis, 1935 nucleotides long. Its product is annotated as juvenile hormone esterase-like. The transcript is spliced from 4 exons. NCBI's taxonomy places the organism in Eukaryota, Metazoa, Arthropoda, Insecta, Diptera, Culicidae. Bases 94 to 1875 code for a protein of 593 amino acids. The record is from RefSeq and is a predicted model, not a curated record.
AGUGCAUAGUGCAAUCUGUGCUCGCUUCAAGCGAUCGUUGAAACGCGUCGUUCGCCACUAUCAAAACAAUCAGUCGCUGUUCGGAUCUUCGCGAUGUGCAUUCUAGUAGUGAUCGGUGUCCUCGGUGGUCUACUACUCGCCACCGGACAGGAGGAGCGCAAACCCUGUACGGUUAACUUUGGUGAAAAUUCCUCCGGUGUUGGUGUUCUGAAUCGUACCUUCAAUGGGAUAGUCUAUUGUGAAUAUUUGGGUAUAAGAUAUGCCGAACCACCGGUUGGAGUGCAGAGGUUCAAGAAUCCAACACUUCGCGCUCCCAACGGAACGGAGGAGUAUACAAACUUGGGCAGCAUCUGUCCCCAGCUAGAUGCACUCGGACACGCGACAAAAGUUCUAGGCGAAGAAGAUUGUUUAUUUAUGAACGUUUACAGUCCGGCUGUUCCUGGUGGCAACGACACAGUUCGGAAGUAUCCCGUCUUGGUUUACAUUCAUGGCGGAAGCUAUGCGAUUUGGUCCCCACAAACAGAUAUGUUCGGAGUGGACUUACUAAUAGAGAGUGGUAUUCUGAUCGUUUCCUUCAACUACCGCUUAUUCGUUCUGGGCUUCCUGCGUCAUCCGGAGUUCAACAUCACGGGGAAUUUCGGUCUCAAGGAUCAGCUCGUGGCCAUGCAGUGGGUCCAACGUUAUGUUGCCCCCUUCGGGGGUGACCCAAGCAAUAUAACCGUGAUGGGGCAAAGCGUGGGCGCACAUUCGGUCACAUAUCAUAUGCACCUGGAGCCAUUUCGUGGCUUAUUCCACCGAGCAAUCGCUAUGUCCGGUUCCCUCCUAGCACCUUCUGCAAUGAUCUACGUACCGGAAAACUUCACUCGCACAUAUUUGGAAUCAAUUCAUCUAACAUCGUACGACCAGUUGAUGGAGGCCCCAUUCAAGGAGCUCUUCCUGUUCCCACCCACAAACAGAAGAUUUGUUUUCGCAACCAUUGGCUUGCCAAUAUUUCUCCCUACGAUGGAAAAUGCAAACGAAUUGGGAGCUCUUCUAACAAAACCUUCGCACGAGUUGAUCCUCGAGGAACCCGUCAACCAGGUGCCGCUGAUGAUCGGAAUGACCGCAACCGAGUUCACCCCGCACUUCACCGAGGAGAUGCUCUUCUGCGCCGACGAUAAUUUCCCGAAUCGUGGCAACGUGACAGUGCUGCAAAUGGUGCGCAAGUUGAUCGCGAAGGCAGCCCUCCUGGCGAGGAAAAUAGAACCGCAAGGCGCAGGCCGGCAUUUCUACGGGAAGCUGACAGAUAUGGCCAAUAUGUAUUUUCCCGUCAAACGGCUGUUGAAAGAAUUGCGUGAGGUGCACCGGUAUCGGGCUCCCAUUUUCUACUAUCGCUUCGAAUACGAUGGGAGGUUCGGGAAGUACAAGAACAUGUUCUACAAGGGUGAGCUGGAUGAAAGCUAUGGUGGGGCAAUGCAUGGCGAUGAUUUGGGAUAUCUUUUCUCGCCGUAUGUUGUGAAGCAAGCUCUGGCCAACAGAAGUGCAUUCGAGACGGAGUGGAAGGUUACGGAACGGAAUGUGGAGCAGUUUAGUAACUUCGUGAAAUUUGGCAAUCCAACGCCUGGUAAAAGUGAUAACAUUAACGUAUUAUGGCCAGCAUUCAAUAGUAACCUAUCAACACCCCAACUGCUGAAUAUUAACGACGAGAAUGAAGUUCGGGAAGAUGAUGAUCGAUGGAAUUUCAUCUACCAACUUUGGAGUCGGAUUCACGAGUGUUUAUUCUAUUACGAUUGUUCACCGGUGGAAGAUUUACUUGAUAAAGUAGAACGACUUUCAAGCGGUAGUCUCUCUAGUGUGAAAUUGGAAGAUCUAUUCGAUGAUGAAAACAUGACAUGAAUAAUUGUACAUUUUAUUUAUAUGACUAACUGAUUAAAACUUCAAAUGAAUGGUUCACUA